AUGAUCCGUUUGAUUUUUCUCAGCUCGAUAUGGAUGAUUUCACUUAAAGCUGGACUUUUUGUGCAGAAAAACGAUUAUCGCUCUUACGAGGAUUUAAGCGGUUUGUGGACAUUUGUUCGAGAGGAGAGUAAUGGAGGGGAUGCAGGGAUACGGAAACGAUAUUAUGAGCAGGAUUUAUCAAAGCAUCAAAACGCUUCGGUGAUGCCUGUGCCUUGUGCAUUUAACGAUAUGAGCACCGAAGCUGCUUUACGAGAUCAUGUUGGAUGGGUUUGGUACCAGAAAAAGGAGUUUAUUUCAAUGAGAGAUAAAGGACAGCUCCUUUUCUUGCGAUUUGAGUCGGCUCAAUACUAUGCAAUUGUGUAUUUCAAUGCAAAAGAAAUUGGACAACAUAUAGGUGGACAUCUACCAUUCUCGUUCGACGUUACUCAACAUGUUCGUUUCGGCGCCGAGAAUGUGAUCACUGUAGCUGUGAAUAACACUCUUUCUUGGUCAACAAUCCCACAAGCUGAUUUCGUCUACAAAGCUAGCAAGAAAAAGCCAAUCACUUACAUUGAAGAUAUCACUAUUGUCGCUAAUCAUAUAGGGUCACUCUUUUGGAAGAUCAAGUUAAACGAAGAAUCGGAUGCGAAUGAAGUGGAUGUUGAGAUUCGUGUCCUUGAUGGAAAUGAAGAGAUCUAUUUCGCUAAAGGGGUUACAGGUAGUGGUAAUGUAAUGGACGUGAAGCCGUGGUGGCCGAGAGGGAUGGGUGAUCCAAAUCUUUACACGAUGAGGGUAAUCCUUCGUUCAUCCACUGACCAAAUCCUUGACUCCUACGAUGAGCAAUUCGGCUUUCGAUCAAUCACCUUUGACAAAGACAAAAUCUACAUCAACAAGAAGCCUUUCUAUUGUCUUGGAUUUGGGAUGCAUGAGGAUUUUGAUGUUCAUGGUCGAGGCUAUAAUCAAGCCGUGAUGACAAAGGAUUUGAAUCUUUUUGAGUGGAUGGGAGCCAAUUGCUACCGUACCUCUCACUAUCCAUACGCACAGGAGCGAAUUCGAGAGAGUGAUCGUCGCGGGAUCGCUGUCAUUUUGGAGACACCGGCUGUUGGUUUAAAGGUUUUCACAAAUUUCAACCUCAAACUGCAUCAACAGAUCGUCACCGAGAUGAUCGAGAGAGACAAAAAUCAUCCAUCGGUGAUCAUGUGGAGUAUCUCGAACGAGCCACAUACAGAGAAAGAUGAAGCCAGAGAGUAUUUCAGAUCACUAAUCGAUCUAGCUCAUAAAAUUGAUGCAACUCGGCCGGUCACUGUUGUUUACGGGCCAUCAUGGUGGAGUAAUGAUAAAACGGCAGAUCUUCUUGACAUCGUUUGCGUCAAUCGUUACUAUGGAUGGUACGAUGAUAUGGGCUAUUUGGAUACGAUAAAUCAAUCGGUUAUCUGGGACUACACGAAUUGGAGAGAGAAAUUCGGGAAACCGAUUCUCGUCACCGAAUAUGGAGCCGACAGUAUUGUUGGACUGAAUCAGUUCCCAUCAGUCGACUUCUCCGAGCAAUACCAGAAUGAUCUGGUGAAAGAGACGCAUAAAGCUUUUGAUUACUUGAGAGCCAACAAUGUAAUCACUGGGGAGAUGAUCUGGAACUUCGCUGAUUUCAUGACCUCAAUGACUGCUCUUCGCGCUGUCGGUAAUCAUAAAGGUGUUUUCACACGGAAUCGACAAGCCAAGAUGGCCGCCUAUACAUUGAGAGAUCGCUACCUCAAGCUGCUCAAACAGAAC
Messenger RNA from Mesorhabditis belari, 1749 nucleotides. Lineage: Eukaryota; Metazoa; Nematoda; Chromadorea; Rhabditida; Rhabditidae. The record is from the annotation of a GenBank genome assembly.